This is a messenger RNA of Dendronephthya gigantea, 1541 nucleotides long. Its product is annotated as probable E3 ubiquitin-protein ligase makorin-1. The record is from RefSeq and is a predicted model, not a curated record. NCBI's taxonomy places the organism in Eukaryota, Metazoa, Cnidaria, Anthozoa, Malacalcyonacea, Nephtheidae. Gene Ontology annotation, biological process: protein polyubiquitination. The transcript has 18 exons. Bases 199 to 1389 code for a protein of 396 amino acids. Gene Ontology annotation, molecular function: ubiquitin protein ligase activity; metal ion binding.
AUAUACAUUGUGAGUCAACAGACUAACAGAAGUGAAUUGGAUUCGACGAGGUUGGAUCAUGUGAAUUUGGCCUUAAAAGUGUCACCAAAUCACUCACCCUCGCUCACUGCCCUCGCUCUCAACCGUAUCUGUGACACACACACGUGUCAAAAAUUCGUUGCUGACUCAGCAUUAAGAUUUCAAACACUUUAAUUCAAUAUGGCGACAGGCGUGAGCAAAAUGGACAUGCUUUGCAGAUACUAUCAAAAUGGUGUUUGUCGAAACGGCGAAAACUGUUGUUAUUCUCACGAUCGUAGGAACAAGCCAGACACUAUGUGCAAAUUCUACAUGCAAGGAAGUUGUACUUAUGGAUCAAGUUGUAAAUUUGAUCACAGUAAAGCUCACAGAACUGCGAGACAGAAUUCUGAGAAAUCCACGACAGUAUUGUCAAACGAAAAAUUGUUUAAAUAUUUAAACGAGGACUGUCCUUCUAAGUUAGUGCCACUGAACAAAACACAGGCCAAAGCAGAAGAAAAUGAAAAGAUAAAGAACUGGGUUGAUGCUCCUGUGUUUAUUCCAGGUCAAAAAUAUCAGUCUAGAAAUAAUACCUGUGUGGCACAGAAUGCAGUUCAAGACGAUGUAUCGUAUUCAGAAGCUGCAAAAACUGGAGUAGAGUUUACCUGUGUGGAUGAAAUAACUGAUGAAGAAGCGAGCUCAAUCUUGUGUCCAUUUGCUGCAAUGGGUUCUUGCAAAGAGGGAGAUAGUUGUUCGUUCCUUCAUGGUCUUCGUUGUGAUGUAUGUGACAAUUUUUGCCUUGAUCCUAACGAUCCUGAGCAGCAAAGAGAACACAGAGAGGAAUGUAUGAAAUGGCUUGAAGAAAACAUGAAAUAUUCUUUUGCUGUUCAGAAAAGUGAAGAAGUGUGUUGUGGGAUUUGCUUGGAUAAAAUUCGUUUGAAUCCAGAUUCAAAGGAUAAAAGAUUUGGAAUAUUACCUGAAUGUAAUCACCCGUUCUGUUUAACCUGCAUUCGAAAAUGGCGAAACUCGUCAAAGACUAAAGAUAAAUUUGUUAGAGCGUGUCCUUUGUGUAGAAUAUCUUCAGGCUUUGUUAUACCAAGUGAAGUUUGGGUUGAUGAUCCAAGUGAAAAGGAAAAACUUAUAACGACAUACAAAGAUGCGUUGAGUUCAAAACCUUGUAAAUACUUUGAUAAGGGUAAAGGAACAUGCCCGUUUGGCACGAGCUGUUUUUACAAACACGUGAACGCUGAUGGGACGAUAGCAAAAGUGAAAGUGCGAAGAUAUGAUAAUAGCGACGGAGAAAGUAGAAUUAUAAAUUCAUUAAGUAUAUGGGAAUUCAUUGAAGCAAGAGAUAGUAUUAGCUUGGAAGAAUUAUUGGAAAGUCUUUUGGAAUAGUUCGCGAACUUUGGAGUGUUUGAAUCAGUUUAAGUACAUUGAAACUGACAGAAGAAAUAUGUUUAGUUAGAUAACUUAUUGCACAAAAAAUUUACUCGACAAUCGAGACUCGCACAAAAAUUAUGAAAUAUAAAAAUUUAUAAAUCGUUAGA